CGAAGUAAAAGAGCAAUUGGAGCUUGUGUUCAAACAAAUGCAAGAGAUUGUUGACAAGAAAUCGAAUAAAAUAAGUAGUCGCGUGCGAUUCAUGAUAAAAGACGUGAUCGAGCUGCGCCAACGACGCUGGGUGGUAAAGAGCGUUGUCGACUCCCAGCCCAAGAUGAUGGACCAGAUUCAAAAGGAGGCUGAGCAACAACAGCGACAUAUUGAGUUGAUGAACUCCAUUCCAAUGGGCGGUGGUUACGGUCGCCGCGAGGAUGGCGGUCGUGGUAAACGCGGCGGUGAGGGACGACGUCAGAAUAAUAACUCAUUCACGGAUAAUAACUGGAAAUCACCACGAAUUAAUACCGUUGACAUGUCCAAACUCAAAGCUGGCACACAAAAGAAUUUAAGCAAUAUCAAACUUGCGCCACAGCAUUCUGGAUGGAACCAUGGCUCGGGUACAAAGAAUACGUUACAGGCCAGCAGUAACUCAAUGAUUGGAAUCACCAAGAACAAAUUCAGCAUGCUUGAGAACUCAUCCACUGAUCCUACAUUGCUCAGAGCAAAUCCUGAUUUAUCUACGAGCUACACAAAAGGAGCUUCCAUUGAGAGGUCAACAUUUAACUCCCGAGGUGACUUUAAUAUGAGCAGCGGCAGUCGUGCCCGACUAACCCCCGAAGCGGCUCCUCGCCCGGUCGCCAGUGCUCCUAGCCCUCAGGUGGCGGAGCCCCCGCCGGUCGCAGAGCCCGCGUAAGAACCCUUGUCUGAAGAGAAGAAGAGAUCCGUCAGGUCCAUGGUCGGACUUAGUCUCAACUUUGACAAUGAUGAGGUUGUUCUUGAAAUACAACAGCGCUUCCCGAUCCAGUACCAUGUGGCACUCGUUACAGAAAUCGUCAAUAUCGUACUAGAAAAGUAAG
This is a messenger RNA of Papilio machaon (common yellow swallowtail), 902 nucleotides long. Its product is annotated as eukaryotic translation initiation factor 4 gamma 1-like. The transcript is spliced from 5 exons. The record is from RefSeq and is a predicted model, not a curated record. Bases 38 to 739 code for a protein of 233 amino acids. NCBI's taxonomy places the organism in Eukaryota, Metazoa, Arthropoda, Insecta, Lepidoptera, Papilionidae. Gene Ontology annotation, molecular function: translation initiation factor activity; mRNA binding. Gene Ontology annotation, cellular component: eukaryotic translation initiation factor 4F complex.